This is a messenger RNA of Pseudocercospora fijiensis CIRAD86, 162 nucleotides long. RefSeq lists its product as uncharacterized. The coding region runs from base 1 to 162 and encodes 53 amino acids. The transcript has a single exon. NCBI's taxonomy places the organism in Eukaryota, Fungi, Ascomycota, Dothideomycetes, Mycosphaerellales, Mycosphaerellaceae. The record is from RefSeq and is a predicted model, not a curated record.
AUGGCCUCGUUCAGUGUAACUUCCUUCGACACCAGUGUCCGGAACGUGGUCUCGUCAACGCGAAAAAUUCUCUGUGAUGGGUUGCCGAUUGCAACACAGGUCGAUCCGAAAGUGUUCCUCCUUGGCAAAAAUCAUGCUCCAGGCAGGGAACGAGUGUACUAG